CCGCAGCGAAUGGUCGCGCCGAGCGCCGCUCUGAGUGACCUUUCACCCGCGCCCAGCGGUCCCAGACGGCGGCACAAGGCGGAAGCCAUGGCGGAGGCGGCGGCUGCAGCCGGCGAGAUAGGCGCGAGCUCCGGCUCAGGCUCCACAGCGGACCUUGAUCGGGACCGGGACCGGGACCGUGCGGGGCGGAGGCUGCGUGUUCUGUCGGGCCAUCUGCUGGGCCGGCCCCAGGAGGGUCUGAGUACCAAUGAGUGCAAAGCGCGGAGAGCCGCGUCUCCUGCCACGGCGGCGCCCACGGCCACUCCCGCCGCGCAGGAGUCGGGCACCAUCCCCAAGAAGCGGCAAGAAAUUUUGAAAUGGAAUGGAUGGGGAUAUAAUGAUUCCAAGCUCGUCCUCAAUAAGAAAGGUCAUGUUGAGUUGACUGGGAAAAGGUACCUUCUUAGUGGCAUGGCUUUACCAAGUUUUAGAGAAUGGGUCCAGAAUACCCUUGGAGUAAAUGUGGAGCAUAAAACUACCUCUAAAGCAUCCGUAAAUCCUAGUGAUACACCUCCUUCUAUUGUAAAUGAAGAUUUUCUUCGUGAGCUUAAAGAAACUACUAUUUCAUAUUCACAAGAAGCAGAUGAUCGAGUAUUUAGAGCUCAUGGUCAUUGUCUUCAUGAGAUAUUUUUGCUCAGGGAAGGAAUUUUUCAUCGCAUUCCUGAUAUAGUUAUAUGGCCAACAUGUCAUGAUGAUGUAGUUAAGAUUGUGAAUCUAGCUUGCAAAUAUAACCUUUGUAUCAUACCAAUUGGGGGAGGAACAAGUGUCUCCUAUGGCCUGAUGUGUCCUGCAGAUGAGACAAGAACGAUCAUUUCUUUGGACACUUCACAAAUGAAUCGAAUCCUCUGGGUUGAUGAGCACAAUCUGACAGCUCAUGUAGAGGCUGGCAUAACAGGACAAGAGUUGGAAAGACAGCUUAAAGAAAGUGGUUAUUGUACAGGUCAUGAACCAGAUUCCAUGGAAUUCAGCACUGUGGGAGGAUGGGUGUCUACUCGGGCAUCAGGCAUGAAGAAGAAUAUCUAUGGCAAUAUUGAAGACCUGGUGGUUCAUAUAAAAAUGGUAACACCUAGAGGUAUAAUAGAAAAAAGCUGUCAAGGACCUCGUAUGUCAACAGGCCCUGAUAUCCAUCACUUCAUCAUGGGAUCUGAAGGAACUCUUGGUGUGAUAACAGAAGCUACAAUAAAAAUCAGACCACUCCCUGAAUAUCAAAAGUUUGGCUCAGUAGCUUUCCCUAAUUUUGAACAAGGAGUAGCCUGUUUAAGGGAAAUUGCAAAACAGAGGUGUGCUCCUGCAUCUAUUCGCCUCAUGGAUAACCAGCAGUUUCAGUUUGGUCAUGCUCUUAAACCUCAGGUUUCCUCUAUUUUUACAUCAUUUUUGGAUGGAUUAAAAAAGUUUUAUAUUACAAAGUUUAAAGGAUUUGAUCCAAGUCAGAUCAGUGUCGCUACAUUACUGUUUGAGGGGGACCGGGAGAAGGUUCUUCAGCAUGAAAAACAAGUGUAUGACAUUGCUGCAAAAUUUGGUGGAUUGGCAGCUGGAGAAGAUAAUGGACAAAGAGGUUAUUUGCUGACCUAUGUCAUUGCAUACAUUCGAGACUUCGGUUUAGAAUACUAUAUAUUAGGAGAAUCUUUUGAGACUUCCGCUCCUUGGGACAGGGUUGUAGAUCUCUGUAGAAAUGUAAAAGAAAGAAUAAUAAGGGAAUGCAAAGAGAAGGGUGUUCAAUUUGCUCCUCUUUCUACAUGCAGGGUGACACAGACUUACGAUGCUGGUGCAUGUAUCUAUUUCUACUUUGCCUUUAACUACAGGGGAAUAAGUGACCCACUGACUGUGUUUGAACAGACCGAGGCAGCUGCUAGAGAAGAAAUUCUCGAUAACGGAGGGAGCCUGUCACACCACCAUGGAGUGGGCAAGUUACGGAAGCAGUGGCUAAAGGAAAGUAUCUCUGAUGUCGGCUUUGGGAUGCUGAAGUCUGUCAAGGAAUAUGUGGACCCCAAUAAUAUCUUUGGAAACAAGAACCUUUUAUAAAUCCAGUACUGUUGUUAUGAAAAAAGUCACUUUUUUUUAAGUCUUCAACUAUUGUUAUGCCAGUAAUCAUAUAUAUCAUGGACUAUAUCUCAGCUGCAUUUGUUUGUUCGUUUAACAUAAGUUUGUUUCAUUCUGUAGUUUGUUUUGUUUCUGCAUUUAUGGAUGGACAGAUGGUAUUCCAAAGUCUCUCUCAUUUCCCUGUCAUUUCAAAUUUCAGGCAGCACAAGUCUGCCAGUUGUUACUGCGGAGGAAGAUGCUGCCAGCUGUUUUGUAUUGACGUUUCCUCUUGGGAACAAAGGCAGAUUUUGGUGUCACCUAUUGCUUAUCCAGCCUCUUUUUAAAAACAUCUCUGAGAAGCAGAUAUUUUGGGGAGGAUUCCACUGAGGAGCGAUACACAUGUGGGGUUCAGGGCGCAUUCCAGUGUGAAUCGGCCACUAAGGGAGGGGACUCAUGAAACAGUAUUGGCCGCCUGUUACUUAGGAUGUUUUCAGUUCUGUUAGGUGCUUGGCCUACCCUUUUUUUUAUUUUUUGAAAUUAGUGUACAAUUGUAAAACUUGGAGUCAUCAAUAUACAAAAUAAUUCUGUUUGGGGACACAUUUUUGUUCUCCAUGUUUCUGUUUCUGCUGAAGUCUGAGUUGUGUCACUGAGAUAACGUAUUGUUAUAUCCUAUUUCAUUCAUAAUAGGUUUUAUAAGAAGCUGAUUUAUAUUACUCAGUGUUUGUGAAGAGCAGGUUUACCAUGAAAUGAAUGCCUUUAUUCAGCUCAGACCCCUAGUGUGCAUGGUCGUACACGCGUCGCUGAGACGCAGGAGCUGCAACAGGCGGGAAGGAAGACUGCUCACACUUGGUGUCUCCAGCUGGAAGCUUGUUUGGCGAGAGAAACACAGUCACCUCUCAGCUAUUGAAUUUGAAAGCUUCAGCAAUUUCGACGAUAAAAAUAAAAAUCUUCUUAAAAAAUUAACCCAAAAAACAUGAUAAAUUUUCAUAUAAAAGUAAAGUUUCAGUUUAGUUUUUAAUAAUGGCUUAACACCUCUUUUGAAUUACUGGUUGGUUUAACCUAAACUUUAAAAAACCUGUAAUGUAUUAAUAUACAUAGUAUAAUCAAAAGUUUGAAAUAUCAUAUUUCUUAAAUAAUGAGAACAUUAGUCACAUUUAGCAUACAUUUUUACAUUCAAAUCUGGAUGCUAAAAUAAGUGAAAGGGUUACUUUGAAUCACUGUCAAGGCUCAUGACUCACAUUUUGAGGUGGAUUCUUUUUUUAAUGUAAUACCUAACUUUUGAUAAUUUUUUUAAAUUAAUAUUUGAUCAGUAGGUCACAAUGCAGAUGAUCCUAUAAAAGGACACACUGUCUGUCUAUGUAGCAGCAGCUCCAGAGUAUUUUGGGGCAGUUUGAUACCUUUUAUAUGUGAAGAUAGCCUUAACCAGAGAAGUAAAAAUUUAAAGUUGACAAAAUGGUAUUUUUAAGACUUCAAAAUGAUAAAUGAUUUAAUUAAUAAAAUUGGCCUCAGACUAAUAAACAAAUCUAUAAACAAAUCAAAAUUAAAUAUUAGUUUAACAACAAAAACUAAAUAUUGAUUUAUUAGAAGCUGCCUCUCCACAUUGGUGAUUUAUUUUUAAUUACAAAAUUUCCAGCAGAUCUGUGCUUAAAGACCUUGAUAUUUGAAAUAGGUAGAUACUUGAUGAGGAAAUUAUACUUGCCUCUAUAAUGAUAAAAAUCUCAGCUUUAUAAAAUGCAUCUAUUCAUGAAGGUGAUUUCUCUAACUGGUGAUCAAAAUGUAAAAUUUUAAUAUGGUACUAAUAUCUCACUGGAGUGUAUACAUGUUUCUGAGUAAUUUUUUAAAAAUAAAACUUACAGAUUCAUAAGCAGAUUCAUUCUGUUGCAUGUGAUUGUUACAACAUUCUUUCCCAGGGAGUUCAAAUUUCAGCAACCUCAGAAAUCUGUAUUUGAUAUUAGGAAACUAUAAAUUUAACACCUGAAAUUGUCAUGUUCACUAUUCUACACCAACCUCGUGGAAAUCAGUGAUUUAUGUCUUUGUUUUCCUUUACCCGUGUUUGCCAGAUUCCCCAACCUUGGUUUUGUAGUGAUAACUACAUUUUGUAGUAGGAAUCAUUUCUACGGGGAUCAUUUUGAAACACAUGAACACCCAUCAGUACUGUUUCACUCUGAUUUAGUAAAUCAGAACGCAUUCCCCCUUUUCAUACACCCAUUCUGAGGUGCCGCUGCAUAUGCUUAGUGUUGUGGAGAGCUGAGUUCUUGAAUAUGCACAGAAACACUUAAACUUUGCCUCAUAUUCCUGAAAUGUCUGAAAAUGGCCCCAUAAAAGUUAAAGCCUGGAGAACAUUGUUUCUGUGAAGCUUCUUAACUCAUUCUGAACAAGUUCAUUUAAAAUUUUUCGAGGUUGUACCCUAUUUGGUUUUCAGUACUACAUAACACUGACUUGUCCUUCUUAAUCGUGUUUCUGAUAUUUUAUUUGAUGUCACAUUUGGGUUGGAGUUUUAGUGGGGAUGGAAACUUGCUCCUAGUGAGAAGUGGCAUUCAUGCUAAAGACUCAGUAUAUGAGCAGGCUUUAUGGACCCUUAGAGUAACUGUUGCCUUAAUGUUUGGUGCAAUUUACAGUGCAUAAGUGACUCUAGUCUUAUGCUGAGUAACUUGAGCUUUUUUAGUUCAGUGAGAAUUGUAAAAGCCACGUGUUUAUUGUGCCCAACACAUUACUACAAAGAAAGGAUUAAAUUCUUUCCUCUUGUGAGGAAUUGGGUUUUCUUCCUAAAUGCUUACAUACUACAUGUAAUACAAUUACUGUAAAGUUACUUACGAGGCUAGAAGCCCUCUGGCAUGCAUAGCUGUGCUGAUGUAUUUUGGAAAAUCAAAGUGAAGGGUGAGUUUCCAUCGGUGUGCAUAGUGUACCAGAUACAGAUGGUUCCAGGGCUGCCUCCUUUUCAGAACAUUUUCUUAGGAUCCACCAGGUCCCAGCUUGCAUUCUUGAAAAUGCCUUUGUGCGUGUUGGCUCCAGAGAUUUUCCUUUCUGGUAUUCUUUUAUAACUACAGUUUCUUAACCAUAGCUGAUCAGGGGAAGCCCUGUAAUCCCAAACUGAAGCAUUAAUCUUGGCUGUUGAGUGGGGCUGGGUUUGCUGAGCAUCUAUUCUAGACAGUAAAUGUGGACACACGUGGCUGUUUAUUGCAGGUUGAUUCACAAACUGCAUGUGCUGGUGCUUGAGGCAGCCAAAAUGAGUACUGUGGAAAGCCUGUCUACAUUUUAAAAAACAUUGAAAUUGGAAUUAAAAACAGCUUUAAUAACUUUUUGUUUACCACUUAAUACUUUGCAACUUUGAUUUUAACUAGGGCUUAGCUCAUGGUGGGAGAAAAGCUGAAAAUAACAAGUGCCAGUUUAGGACUGAGGAUCCAGAAUCGCCUUUGGCUUUCUGAGUUACAGGAGCUUCACUUGGCUCAAGGCUUCCUGUUUCUGAAUGAGCCACAUGUCAGUGUGUUCAUUAAGUUUUUAUUAAUUUCAAUUUCCUAAAAGGAAAACAACAUAUACUUUGAUGCUAAAAUCCAGAAAGCAUAAAAGAUUUUUUUUUAACUAUUGAAAUACAGUGUCUGAGAUGGAGGAUGUAAAGUACUUAGCUUUCUGCUUCUUGAGCCAGUGUCUUUAGUGUGAAAUUUGACUGUAAAAACUACUUGUAAUGUCAACAGAUUGUAGAAACAUACUAUUAAUAAAAUGGACCUGGGCCUAAGAACUUUUGCUUUAAAGGGAGUAUGAAGCUGGCUGUUGUUCUGUUUGCAUCUGGGUUUUUCUUUUAACUUUAGUUUUCAUCUUUAUAUUUUUGCUGAUUUGAAAACAACUUUUGUAAGUUUAUUAAGCAUAAUCAAGUACAACCUAAAUAUAACUGAAUCCAUUUCAAUUCACAGCUCAGCAUAUUGUUAGCUAGGUUUCAUGACCCUCAGUACUUUUUUAAAUCAAUGUCACACGCCUAGGAGGCAGUCCGUCUCCUUUGAACGUGAAGCCUCCCCCGCUGGAGUCUUGGAAGAUCCUCGAAGAACGAGCGCUCCUGUGCUCUCCUACCUGCACUUCCUUAACAAGCCCGCGUGAGGGCCACUGGCGCAUGGGGCGCGCAUGCCAGAGAACCGUCACAGAAUUAAGUAACUGCAGUUCUGUGAACAUGAAAAGGUUUCUUUGGUUCUCAAAGGAAAUUAUUAUACUUUUUUUCCCCAAAAAUAAUACAUCAAGUAUCAUUAGGAACGUUUUUCAGAGGCUGAACUUCCAAAUCUAAGGGAGAGAGAAAAAAGGGGGAAAAAGUUUCAGUGUGGAUUUCUGAGUAGCAUAUACACUAGUUUUUCAGGCAUCUUACUGUCGGCAGUGUUUUUCACGAACAACAUGAGCUCCCUGUGAACUGUGGUGGUGAACCCUGUGAGCAGUCUUGUUCACACACCCAAAAGGAAUGAAAUGCUUAUGCUGGUAUACAGUUUCUGUAAAUAAUUAUCUCUUGAGCUACUUAAAGAGUAUCCCAAAAAGAUCACAGUGCCUUGUUGGGAUUUUUUUUUUUUCAUGAAAUAGCCAUUAUUUAAAACAAGUGGGAGAGAAUAUCUUUAAAGGACAGUGAUUGUUUAGCAGUUUACCACUACUCCUCUUCAGAGCCAUGUGUCAGGAACUAGGCAGUUGUAUGUAGAAACUCCGACAGCUCCUUCCGCGGCGUUGGUCUGGACCACCUGUUCUAGCCCAUUGAGCUGAUUCCGUGGUGGACCUGUGCUCCCACAUACAUCUACUCCGUCGAUGGGAUUUCUGUGUGGUUUCAGCCUUACAUUUUCAUUUCUGCUGCCCCAACUUAGUAGCCCUGAGAUGUGGCUCGGUGGGUGUGACAUUCUUGGUCCUGAAGACCAGCUACAUGCUUUACGAUGUUUGCUUACACAGCUCCCUGAGGAGCAAGCCUCUGUGUGUGUCCGGGGCGGGGGGGGGGGGGGGGGGGGGGUCCUGUUUCUUACGUUGUGUGUUAGUCCCUUUUUUGUGUGAUGGUGCCUUCAGAAUAAUGAAUAUUUCUGUUUCUGGACAAUGAUAAAUCUUAAAAGAAAUAUGUGUAGGUUAUAUUUCUUAAUUUUUGUCCUUUUUGCUAGCCUGUGAAAUUCUUUGGCUCUGAUGCAACUUGACUUGAAUAAUAUCUUAUCCUGAGUCUUCCUCCAAGGCAGUACAUAGUCCUGCCAGUACUGUAGUAAUCUUUUGGGAACUACAUGUGGAUAAGCACUUGUACGACGUAUGUAAGCCAUUAUGCUGCUGUAACUAAUGCAUACAAAAACAAUUCGUCUCUCUAUGUUUAUAGUCUAAAAGUGGGUAUAUAGUGGGAAGGAGAAUUCCUGAGAGGUUCCAGCAUAGCUUUGUCAAUUCGGACUGAGCCAUACUGUUUUCCACAAGGGCUCCACACACAGUCUGUAUACUGUGCUUUCAGUGUAUGUUUGCAUUCUCCUUUUAUUGCUUUUCCUAGACUGUACUGUUCUAUAAGCAAAUGCCCAUGUGUGAUUUUUGAGAUGUGCUGGGGAAAAAAAAAUAAAACAAUACCAAAAC
This is a messenger RNA of Phyllostomus discolor (pale spear-nosed bat), 7608 nucleotides long. It is a transcript of the gene AGPS, whose product is annotated as alkylglycerone phosphate synthase. The record is from RefSeq and is a predicted model, not a curated record. Bases 10 to 2058 code for a protein of 682 amino acids. The transcript has 20 exons. Gene Ontology annotation, biological process: lipid biosynthetic process. NCBI's taxonomy places the organism in Eukaryota, Metazoa, Chordata, Mammalia, Chiroptera, Phyllostomidae. Gene Ontology annotation, molecular function: alkylglycerone-phosphate synthase activity; FAD binding.